Molecule: messenger RNA, 1584 nt
Organism: Cydia strobilella
Lineage: Eukaryota; Metazoa; Arthropoda; Insecta; Lepidoptera; Tortricidae
Product: cytochrome P450 6B6-like
Exons: 2
Coding region: 50-1582 (510 amino acids)
Molecular function (GO): oxidoreductase activity, acting on paired donors, with incorporation or reduction of molecular oxygen; monooxygenase activity; iron ion binding
Source: RefSeq, a predicted model, not a curated record
CUGCCUAGCAUCAGUCUUACUCGAAUUGCGCACUCGCUCGGUCCACGCAAUGAUCACGAUCGCUAUAGUUCUAAUAGUGCUCGUCGCGCUAUACCUUUAUAAUGUCAGAACAUUUGACUACUGGGAAAAACGAGGUGUUAAACACGACAAACCAGUGCUACUCUUUGGCAACAAUGCCGACAACUAUCUUAUGCGUAAAAGCCUUACCGAAAAAGCUGUCGAAAUGUAUUGGAAAUAUCCUAACGAAAGAAUCGUAGGCUUCUUUAGAUCCACUAGGCCAGAGCUCGUAAUAAGGGAUCCGGAGAUUGUGAAGCAUUUGUUGGUUAGCGAUUUUUAUCACUUUUAUCCGCGCGGUCUUAUCUUUAAUAGAAAAUAUAUUGAGCCAAUUUUGCGGAACUUGUUUUUUGCGGAUGGAGACCUAUGGCGGUUGUUGAGGCAGCGUAUGACGCCGGCAUUCACCAGCGGCAAGCUGAAGGCGAUGUUCCCGCUGAUCGUAGAGCGCGCAGAGCGGUUGCAGGAGCGCGCCCUCGCUGCUGCCGCUGGUGCCCAUACCAUCGACGCCCGUGACCUCAUGGCCCGCUACACUACCGACUUCAUUGGCGCCUGCGGCUUUGGCAUUGAUGCCGACUCGCUCAACGAAGAGGAAUCAGCUUUUCGAAAAUUAGGCGCUAGCAUCUUUAAAAUCGAUACCAUGCGUUUUAUUAUUUUGAUCUUAAAAGAGUUUAUGCCCGGAUUGUUCUACCCUUUAAAACAAAUGGGUCAGAUAGAGAAGAGCAUAAAAGAACUGGUAGGUGCAAUUUUAAAGGAAAGAAAAUAUGAACCGUCAAGCAGGCAUGACUUUAUCGAUCUUCUGAUAGAAAGCAAGAACAAAGGGUUAAUGACAGGAAAAUCAAUAGAACAUAUGAAACCCGAUGGAACUCCAGAGGUUGUUAGUCUAGAAAUUGAUGAAGAGUUGAUGGCUGCUCAAGUAUUUAUAUUCUUCGCUGCUGGGUUUGAGACGUCGUCUUCGGCCACAAGUUUUACUUUACACCAAUUGGCUUAUAACCCUGAUGUACAGAAAAAAGUACAAGAGGAAAUUGACAGGGUUCUUGCUGAGCACAAUAAGAAGCUCAGUUACGAUGCUGUGAAAGAAAUGACUUAUCUAGAUUGGACAUUUAAAGAGGGCAUGAGGAUGUUUCCAUCACUUGGAUUCCUAAUAAGGGAGUGUGCCCGUAAAUAUACUAUCCCGGAGACUGAUGUCACUAUGGACGAAGGAGUUCGCAUUUUCGUACCUUUACAGGCUUUGCAUAUGGACGCUAAGUACUUCGAGAAUCCUGACGAGUUCCGGCCGGAGAGGUUUAGUCCAGAAGAGUUUAAUUCGGUGCAGAAGAGUAUCUAUUUGCCGUUUGGUGUUGGUCCUCGCGCAUGCAUCGGUGAGAGGCUGGGCUUGAUGCAAUCUUUGGCGGGGUUGGCGGCCAUCCUCUCAAAGUUUACGGUAUCACCGGCACCAGAAACCGUGCGGCGGCCUAAAGUGGAACCCAAGUCGGGCGUCGUGCAGAGUAUAAAAGGAGGUCUGCCUUUAAUGUUCAAGAAGAGAAAGUAAAC